Ipomoea triloba (trilobed morning glory) is the source of this 1956-nucleotide messenger RNA. Its product is annotated as serine/threonine-protein phosphatase 7 long form homolog. The transcript has 3 exons. Bases 613 to 1362 code for a protein of 249 amino acids. The record is from RefSeq and is a predicted model, not a curated record. NCBI's taxonomy places the organism in Eukaryota, Viridiplantae, Streptophyta, Magnoliopsida, Solanales, Convolvulaceae.
CCUAGUUGUUACUGGACGUGUCAAGCGUUCUACCGAACAAUGGAAGGAAUUGUGUAGUCGUUUGUUGGGAUUUACUCCCCUUGAUCGAUUUUUGAAGCAGUCGAAAAUUAAUUUGACUGCAAUAGGACCCGUUCCAGAACUAACCGCGGAUAGCACAGAUGAUGACGUGCAAGUUGCUACGCGGAUACAAUUGAUGCAUUUGUUAGGAGGACUUCUUUUCCCCGAAUCAACAAACAUGGCGGUAAAUUUGGCCUUGUUUCCUUUCAUUGAGGAUUUUGAGGUAUGUGGCCAGUAUAGUUGGGGAUCAGCUGUGUUAGCCUAUCUUUAUAGGGGUUUGUGCAAAGGAGCUGACCACCAUACUUCGGUUGUCGGUGGUUGUAUGCUACUGCUGCAACUUUGAGCAUGAGAGAGGCUUCCUAUGCUUAGGCCAGAUAUACUUUUAAGUUAAUAGCAGAAUUAAAUAUUCGUGAUUUGCCAGUUGGUGCUAGGUAAGUUGUAAUAGUUAAUUUUUUUAAAAACAUAUUGAAUUCACUUUGUGUUGAAGUAGUCAGGAAUUGUUGUUGCAAAUAUAGGUGGGUAGGUGCACAUUUUUGGGGGAAUGUGCAUCAUUACAUGAUUCGGGCAUAUCGCGACCAAUUGGAUCGCGUUAACCAACAAAUGUUUGUCUUCCAGCCUUACAAUGAAUUAUUUCCUCAAUUGCCUGACUAUUGCACGGUCGACCAAGUGAUUUGGACAGCUCGAGUGCCUUUGAUCUAUUUUUAUAUCAUUGAGUACUACUAUCCUGACCGGUUCUGCAGGCAAUUCAGCGGUUUCCAAGAUGUCCCGUUUGAAGUCGUGUACAGUGAGGAAUUGCACGCGUUCGACGGGCGAUCUGGCAAUUUUGAUUGGGCUAACAAGCACGCUCAGCAUUUGUACUGUUGGAGACAACGGGCAGGUUUCAUCCACCCAAUGCAAGUGAUGAACAAUCCCAUUACAAGUGAUGCAUACCGGGUAUGGUAUCAUACCCAUGGCAAGCUUUUCAUUGGCAACCCUGAACACCGACAAGAUCAGGGUUAUGUCCAAUGUGGUGCCUUGUUAAAUGAAGCGAUGCACUACAUUCGUGAAAUGCAUAUAAGUACCAGAGAGGCUCGCGAGGAUGGAGCGCGAGCUCUUGAUCUCGUUCGGGAACUUCACAUUAGCUCGCGCGAACAUUUAGAGAAUGCUGGCUAUGCUUACUAUGCGGACGUCCCCCCACAUUUAUUCAAUGACGCACCGGUAUACGAGCCAAGGGUGCAGCAUCGCCGUCCAGAUUUACGACGACAUCGAGAGAACAUGCGGGGUCAACCUAGGCGCGGUGGUAGGCGUAUGCGCGCUGUCAACUAGGCUUUGCAAGCCACGGCAGACCAACAAAGACAUGACGCCGAAGAUGACGAUGACGAUGAUGAGGAUGGGAAUGCGCUAGCACUUGUGCCUGUUCAAUACCAGGGCGGUGACCAAAACUAUGACUCACAGCCUUUUACUAUGUCAGGCCCCAGCUCAAGCUUUUGUGGUCCCUAUUCACAGGCCGACUUUGGUGGUUUGUCUCAGUAUACUCCAGCUAGUCAAGUGUAUGAUCCCUCACAGCCGGGUCAUCCCACCAUAAUGCACCAUCGAAUAUACUCCCGCAAUUUGGAGGUCAAAAUCGGCCGGCAUACAACACCUCACCUUGGUCCCAUCCAGUUGGAGAUUUUAUUGUAGAAGACUCUUCUAGUCAACCCGGUAUUUGGAGCCAAAACAUCGGUAUGCCGAGCACUACUGACUUCCUAGAUAUACAGGAGCCACAGGAGGUGCAGGAGCCACAAGAACCACAGAGACGACAAUCAACCCGAAUCAGAUUUCCUACAGUUUGUGGAACGCACCCGCGUCAAAUGUAUAUUUAAUUUGUUAAGUAAAUUUAUUAUUAAAUAAUUAUAGUUGUUAAAAUAUUAAUUGAUUAUA